GGGUGCCCGAUGCAAGCAAAGCACGUGAACUGCGACCAUCUCAUAGCCGACGCGCAGCACAUCGACCACAGUAGCCGGUGGGGCUACCUCGGUUCUGCCCCAAACGGCGACCCAUAGCAUCACCAAAAACGCCGAUGGUUCGUUUUCCGUCUCCGUUGCUGGUGCUGCCUUUUUCUACCCUUUUGCUCGCUCCCCCAGAUUUUGUCUUCCUUCCCCGUGUUUUUUCGUUUUUUCGUGUCCAUUCCAAUCACUCAACCGCACACACCAAUCCCACAUUCACAAUGCCUCUUGCUACCGAGCUUACCAGACGACUGGGCAUUCGUGUCCCCGUCGUUCAAGGCGGCAUGAUGCACAUUGGUACCGCUGACCUGGCCGCUGCCGUCUCCAACGCCGGUGGCCUCGGCAUCAUCACAGCCCUCAUCUUCACCACGCCCGCUGCGCUGCGCGACGAAAUCCGCCGAUGCCGAACGCUCACCAAGAAGCCCUUUGCCGUCAACAUGACGCUGCUGCCCUCCAUGGUGCCCCCCGACUACCCCGCCUACGCGCAGACCAUCAUCGACGAGGGCAUCAAGAUUGUCGAGACGGCCGGCAACUCGCCCGGCCCCAUCAUCACGCAGCUCAAGAAGGCCGGCAUCAUUGUCCUGCACAAGUGCACCACCAUCCGCCACGCCCUGAGCGCCGUCAAGCUCGGCGUCGACUUCCUCUCCAUUGACGGCUUCGAGUGCGCCGGCCACGUCGGCGAGAGCGACAUCACCAACUUUAUUCUCCUUAGCCGUGCCCGCCAGACCCUCAAGAUCCCCUUCAUUGCCUCGGGCGGCUUUGCCGACGGCCAGGGCCUUGCUGCUGCCCUGUCGCUUGGUGCUUGCGGUAUCAACAUGGGCACGCGCUUCAUGUGCACUGUCGAGGCCCCCAUCCACCAGAACAUCAAGGAGCAGAUUGUCAAGUCGGAUGAGAACGACACAACGCUGCUGCUGCGCCGCUGGAAGAACACCACCCGUCUGUUCAAGAACAAGGUCACCAGAGAUGCCCUCAAGGUUGAGAAGGAGAGUACUACGGGCGAGUUCAGCGAGGUUGCUCCCCUCGUCUCGGGUAAGCGCGGCAAGGAGGUCUUCAUCAAUGGUGACCCUGAGUUUGGUGUCUGGACUACCGGCCAGGUCAUGGGCUUGAUUCACGAUAUUCCUACUUGCGCUGUCUUGGUUCGCCGCAUUGAGACUGAGGCCGAGACCUCCAUCAAGGAGAGACUGAACCUCAUCAUUCCCGAGUCCAAGCUGUAGACAUCUUACUAUAAACAUGUUCUGUGUACUUUAAACAAUGAAAUAUAUCAUGAUGAAUCUUUUGAAACAAUAAUGCGUCUAAUUUGUAAGCAAGUCUACUUCUAGUAAAGGAUCUAUGGCAAUUUGUGCUGGUUGCUACGGAUAAAACGUCGGGGAACUCAUGCUUCAUCGUCCCCGUUGAGCGCUUCGAGGACGACCAUGUCCGCGUCCGCGCCCUCCGUGACGUCGCUCUGUUGCUGGCGUCGCAUGCGUGUUUGGAUCCCGUGGACGGCGGGGAGUCCAGCAACUAUCCAGUCGCAUAUGCUCCUCGGAGUCGGCACGGGCACCAGUGUACGCCGCUGGGUCCGAGUACAGAGGCGCUGGGACCGAAUUCUCCUCCAAUGCCCAUUCCGGUGUGCUACAAAGGCUUACACCCGUCUCAAUCAAUGACACACGGCUUCUGGGAUGACCGCUGGUCCAGCCCUUUGGUGCGCGGUGGUAGGGCUCUUUGUCUUUGGAAACGUCCCGGGCCAAUGCUGGCGUAAUUUCCAUUACAGCGCCACAGAAGCCAGCGUAAAAGGUACCAGUGACAUCAGACGAUUUGGCCAGCGAGAAGCAUCGGUCGUAUUUGCUGUUGCCCAUGUUGAUUGUCACAUCUGGCUGCCAAGUAGGGCGGCGAGACUCUCUGUGCCAAACACAGCUCUCAUCAUUGCUGCUGCUGCAAGUAUUGUGCUUGGCUGCGCCCUUCUCUAAGCCGACAUGACCAUAGAGCGGAGGCGGAAAUGGAGGCUCGGAUGAACAAGACAAUCCAUCGGUAUGCUGGUAGCUCUUUGUCGGAUUGCGAAAUUCAAUGACCCGCAGCUCCAUGUAUCUAUUGUCGCCGGCAACAAAAUGUUCGGCACCAAAGGCAAGUAGGGCGCUGCUGGAUUGAUAGGGCUGGAAUCGAUCUCGGUAAACAGCGUCAUAGGGCGAUGCUGUGCGAAGGUCAUGCAAAUUGAUACUGCCAUUAUCCCAGGCGCUUAGGACAAUAUUGGGACCGCCCAGACCAUGAACAGGUUCAAUGGCACGAACAGUGAGCCGCUGGGACCAGUUGUUGAUAUCAACAUCAAGCUUUUCAAACGCCGCACUCAGGGUCGUCAUGUUCGGAACGGCAGGGAACAUCUCAAUCCCAUCGGGACGGAUCUGACCCCAUUGUAAUGGAUCUGUGGCGCUUCCCAAUGCGCAUGCGAUUGUAUCGGAACCCAGAAACUUGCAGCUUCUGAGCAGCGGUAAGGCCGUGCUUUCAGCAUUGGUAAAGUCAAACGUUUGACUUGGAGCAAUGGAUCUUGUGCUUGCCUUUAGGCUACUUAGAUCGUACAGGCGUAGUCGAGCACCCUGGCAGCUCGCAAGCAAGGCUGACUGCUGCUGAUAUGCGGUCCAAGUGACAGCCAGAUGACCGAGUGAGGUCACAGGAGGCAUUGAUGCAGGUUCUUGUUCGCACGCAAGCUCAGGCAAUAGAUCCACAUGGUUGCCUUUAAACCCCGUGGCAUGAAUGCUUUGUAGCCUCAGCGAGCCAUCUGCACGACCAAUGGCGACACCGGGGCCUCGCGCUUCGUCAACGACAGACACGGCUGUAACAUCUCCAGAGCCAGACAUGUAGCCAUCUACUGCCCCGCGAAGUUUCAUCCACGGCACUGGAGCUGUGCCCAAAUUAGGCCGGCGCCUGGACAAAACAUCUUCACCGGCGCCAACCACAAGCAGCUCUUCCAUGGAUGAAGAGAGCAGCCCUGCGUCCAGACACGGGUAGAAGGACACAGACUGCUGGAAUCGUCUGCCUGGUGGAAGGCCAUGUCGGUGGUGCGAGAGUUCCUCCUCAUAGCUGUUGAUGAAGAAGGCUCGCUUGGCCCAGCACCUAUCGAGAUACGUUAGGCGAUCAGCGACAUUGGAAUAAGUCAGCUGUGCCGAUGCUGGGAUCUUCAACGAUGGGAACUUUGCCUGAGCAAAGGACUUCCAGCCAUUGUGUCUGGUAAGGUAAUCGGUUCGUCGGCAUACGCCCUGGAAGGCAGCUACGUCGCGGGCCGAGUCGAGUCGCCCGACGACGUCGUGAAGGAGCUCAUCUGGUAGUGUAAUCAGAGAGCUACGGACCAUUAUACUGUGGUGAAAAGAGCAGUCAUUGGAGGAACGAGCUGAGUCGUUAUUCACAAGACAUUUUUCUUUCUUUUUCUUGGAGAGUUGAUCUCGUUGUUAAGUUGUUUCUAUUGAGUUUCGAGGCGACUAGGCAAUUGUCGCGUUUGGUCUGGCCGUUUAGUUUUUGCGUUCUAGUUUGUAGGAAGAAAAGUUGUGCAGACUGGCUGCCUGGUUACUUAAAUUUCC
[Torrubiella] hemipterigena is the source of this 3605-nucleotide messenger RNA. The record is from the annotation of a GenBank genome assembly. NCBI's taxonomy places the organism in Eukaryota, Fungi, Ascomycota, Sordariomycetes, Hypocreales, Clavicipitaceae.